Caretta caretta (loggerhead turtle) is the source of this 2048-nucleotide messenger RNA. It is a transcript of the gene PLSCR5, whose product is annotated as phospholipid scramblase family member 5. Gene Ontology annotation, cellular component: plasma membrane. Gene Ontology annotation, biological process: plasma membrane phospholipid scrambling. Lineage: Eukaryota; Metazoa; Chordata; Testudines; Cheloniidae. The record is from RefSeq and is a predicted model, not a curated record. Gene Ontology annotation, molecular function: phospholipid scramblase activity.
UUCCAGCUCUUUUGUAAGCUGACAUGAAGUAGACAGACCCUUCUGAAGUUUUGUGCAUGCUGUGCUUCUUCCCCCACGCCUUCCUUGCUGUAGCAAGAAAAGCCUUUUCUUUUAACCGGGCUUCCUUUGAAGAAGUGACUCAGGCAGCUUCAUGGCCUCUCAAGAUACUCAAGGACAAAUAAACAAAAUCUUUCAGGAUUAUCUCCCGGGUUCUCCAGACCUUCCUAGUCAAAAUAAACCUGUUGAACCUACAAAAGCCUGGAAACAUGCACCACCUCCUCACAUCUUGCCUCCUGGUCUGGAAUACCUGAGCCAGCUGGACCAGAUAAUCAUUCACCAGCAGGUGGAGCUUCUUGAAGUCAUACUUGGUACGGAGACCCGCAGCAAAUAUGAGAUAAAAAACCGUUUGGGACAAAGAGUUUACUUUGCAAUGGAAGAAAAUGGUUGCUUUGAUCGUAAGUUCUGUUCACCUAUACGGUCUUUCACCAUAAGGAUAACUGAUAACACCGGUCAAGAGGUGAUCACAGUGAAUAGACCCUUGAGAUGUAACAGCUGCUGGUUCCCUUGCUACAUGCAAGAGUUAGAAGUUCAGUCCCCUCCCGGUACAAUAGUCGGCUACGUUGUCCAGAACUGGGACCCUCUGCUGCCUAAAUUCACUAUACUGAAUGAGAGCAAAGAAGAUGUAUUGAAAAUAAUUGGCCCCUAUGCAACGUGCAGCUGUUUUGGAGAUGUAGACUUUGAGGUAAAAACUGUUAAUGAAAUGUCAACAAUUGGCAAGAUUUCCAAAUAUUGGUCUGGGUUUGUAAACAAUGUCUUUACCAAUGCUGCUAACUUUGGGAUCCAGGUUCCUGUAGAUCUUGACGUGAAAAUCAAGGCUAUAAUGAUUGGAGCUUGUUUCCUCAUAGAUUUAAUGUUCUUUGAGAACUCAUUGGAUGGAUUAUAACAAGCAAGAUGACAGAAACAAUAAAAUAUGCAGAAUGUAUUUCAAGCAUGAUCUUCACCAGAGACAGCUUCAACCUGCAAUUGAUUUCUAGCCUUUUGAAGAGAACAGUUUUACUUUGUUUGCUGUUUGAUAUUAAACCUUUGACACAAGAUGUUGGGACUGUUUUACUGUUUGCAAGUUGCCACUGAACUCUCAGUAACUGGGGACGUUCUAAUGGAAACUUGUAGCUGCUUGCCUUCACAUCCAUUAGGGAAAAUUCAGCAUACCAUAGGGUGAGCUUUUCUGAUCAAGCCUGGAAAUACCCAGCCUGGCCCCUGACUAUCAGUACUGAUUCCGUAAAUGGAGGGUAUCCAGUUCAGAUCGAGUCUGAGGGUCUGACUGGCAGGAAAGAGAAAAAGUACCUGCUCUAUGUGCCGGCUCCCACAUCUCCCACUCCUGCAGAAAUCUGUUCAUAGUUGCACAGUUUGGGAGCUCAGUCCUGAACUUUGCUUAGCACUCUGGCCCUGAAGCUUAGCUCUUAAACAUCUGAUUAAUUUUAAGCAUGUCAGAAUUGAGGUUAUUCAUAUGCUUAAAGUUCGGGAUGUACAUAAGUGUAUCAAGGCCAGAGAGCUCAGCAACUUGCAGAAUUGAGCCCUGAGCAACCAAGUGAUUGAGAAGAGGAGCUACGCCAGCAGGAACUCAUCAACUGAUCCUGCAAAACCUUAAUCAAGUGGACAGUCCUGGCUCACUGAGCAGUCCUAUUGCCUUCAUGAACACUGCUUAUGUGAGAUUCCUCACUUGAUUGAAGGUUUAAAGAUCAGGCUCAAUCUGAGGGCGGGGGGAGUGCCACAGAAAAAUGGGUAAUGAGAAAUAAUCUUAGCAUACCACAAGGUGGCAUAUUGUGAGAAUAUUACUGUUUUUUUAAACAGUUCAAAUAGUAGGUUCAUAGCUAGGGCCCUACCAAAUUCACAGCCAUGAAAAACACGACAUGGACCAUGAAAUCUGAUCUCCCGGAAACCAGGUCUCCCCCAUAAAAUCUGGCUAGCGUGGAGGGGGUGGGGUGGGUGCUCCUACCAUACGCCAGGGUCCAGCUGCUAGUCCCAGCCAGGCUGGAAGGCGAUGGGAC